Molecule: messenger RNA, 698 nt
Organism: Dioscorea cayenensis subsp. rotundata (Guinea yam)
Lineage: Eukaryota; Viridiplantae; Streptophyta; Magnoliopsida; Dioscoreales; Dioscoreaceae
Exons: 3
Coding region: 86-439 (117 amino acids)
Biological process (GO): translation
Cellular component (GO): mitochondrial large ribosomal subunit
Molecular function (GO): structural constituent of ribosome
Source: RefSeq, a predicted model, not a curated record
CGGUUAGGUCAACCUGGUCAAGUGAUUGGGCUUUUGAUAAAAUAGCGAGCAUUGAACUGGAGGCGAAGCACACUGCACCCAAGCUAUGGCCGCGUCGUCGUCAUCAUCUCUUCUCCGGCGGGUCUCCUCCCAGAUUCUCCAUCGCCGCCCCAUGCUCCCUAUCUACUCUUCCUCCCUUGAUAACCCCCCCUUCCCCUUCGAAGCUGGCGGCUCAUCGGCCUCUUCAUCCCUCCCUGGCUUCUCCUCGGGGGCUGUGAUGGAUCUUAUGGCUGUUCCCAAGAAGAAGGUAUCACGCUUUAAGAAAGGAUUGAGAAAUGGUCCUAAAGCUCUAAAACCCAUUCCUGUGAUUGUACGCUGCAAAGCUUGUGGUCGGGUGAAGCUGCCGCAUUUCUUCUGUUGCAGUGGUGAUAGGGGGAGCAGUGGAUCCGCAGAUGCUUGAAACGUUAUUAGUCGGAGCACAUCAGCAGAACAUGCUUUUAGACUCGGAUUUCAUCUUAUAAGCUGAUUGCUGUUUUUCAUUUUUAUCAACACAACGGAAUUUUGUCGAAGAAACCUGGAAAUGCAUCUUGUAUCUUCUCAGCACUUUGCUGCACUCAGUAUUAAGAAAAUUUUAUGCAAUUUAUUGUUGUCCGUAUAACUCCAUUUCUAACUUUGAAGAAUCUGAUUGUAGAUCAUUGUUGAUCUGCAGGUGGGUUUAA